Erigeron canadensis is the source of this 4481-nucleotide messenger RNA. RefSeq lists its product as uncharacterized. Gene Ontology annotation, molecular function: DNA binding. Bases 22 to 4320 code for a protein of 1432 amino acids. The transcript is spliced from 9 exons. The record is from RefSeq and is a predicted model, not a curated record. Lineage: Eukaryota; Viridiplantae; Streptophyta; Magnoliopsida; Asterales; Asteraceae.
AUAAAAAAAUAUAAAAUUACCAUGCCUCCCUUUCCCAAUUCAAGAAUGGCUUUUCACCCACCUCCCUCUUUCUUCAGUCUCAUGCUCAACCCUUCUGCUACUACUCUGAAAAUAUCAGAUGAGUUUGUGACCAAACACUUGAAGAAUAAAAUCCCAAAAGGCCCAAUAGUUAUAUGUUCAAAUGAGGGGCAUUCUUGGAGAACAAAGAUCAAGAAAGUUGGUGAAAAUUAUUAUUUUGACAGUGGAUGGACUAAUGUUGUCAAAGAUGCAAACUUUAUGUUUGGGGAUUUUGUUUUGUUUACACUUGUUGAGAAAUACAAAUUUGAGAUGGUUGUUUAUGAUAAAAAUAGUUGUGAAAGAAGUUUGCCUAAGAAAGUUAAGGUUGUUGAAGAUGAUGGUAGCAGUAGUGUUGACAAUGUUGCUGCUAAUGUUCAUGUUGUUAAUGAUGAUGAUGAUGAUGAUGAUGAUGAUGAUGCGGAUGAUGGUAAACAGGAAGAAGAUGAUGAUGCUGUUGAUAUUGAUGGUGAUGAUGGCGAUCCUUUCUUUAUGUCGACUAUCUCGAAAGCUCACAGAACAAAUUUGCGACUUCCGGAUGAAUUUGUAAAGUUGGCCGGAAUAGAAGAUGUAAGAAGCAUAAUGUUGAAAAAUCUUGAUGGAGAAGAAUGGCGAACGGACUUGUGGCCAGAUAAAGUGAAUCAGUCGGAAAAUUUAUAUAUUUCAUCAGGGUGGGCUAAGUUCCAGCAAAGUAAUGACUUAUGGGAAGGAGAUGAAUGUGUUUUUAAGUUCAUCACAAGUGAAAAUAAGAUACUUAUAGCAAAAGUCACCAAGAAAAAAAGGCCAGCGAGGCAGUCACAACCACCUGGUGAAUGCUCCAAGACUGAUAGCGUGAAGAGAAAGAGGGGACGUGAGCUACAUGCACAUGGUAGAGACGUGGAUGUGGAAAGUGAAGAUGAGUACAUGCAAAUGGUGAAGAGAUUGUGUGGUAAUGAUGAAGAUGAAGAACAUGAAGAUAGUGAUGAAAUUGAAGAAGGUGAAGGUGAUAAUGAUGAUGUUGAUGGUGAUGAAGGAGAAGAAGAUUAUGAAGAAAAAGAUGGUGUUGAUAUCGAUGGCAAUCCUUAUUUUAAAAUAACUAUCCGAAAUGGCUACAAAAGUCAUCUGCGGUUCUCGACGAAUUUUGUGAGGUUGGCUAGAAUAAAAGCUGCAGGAACCAUAACAUUGAAAGAUCUUGACGGGGAAGAGUCGUCAAUGAGUUUGCGGUUGCAAAAAAGUAGUCACCCUACGUACUAUAUAUCGUUGGGGUGGCCUGCUUUCCGGCGAAGUAAUAAAAUAGCAAUAGGAGAUGAAUGUGUAUUCAAGUACAUCAUAAGUGAAAACAAGUUUUGUCUAGCAAAAGUUACCAAGAAACAAAAGUCAGCGAGGCAGCCACAACCAUCUGCUAAAUUAGUGAGGACUGAUUAUGUCAAGAGAAAGAGGGGGCGGUCACUGCAUGAAAACGGUCGAGAUAUAAAUGUGGAAAGUGAAGAUGAGUGUAUGGAAGUGAUGAAGAGAUUGCGCGCUAAUGAUGAAGAUGACGAACAUGAAGAUAGUGAUGAAGAUGAAGAUGGUGAAGGUGAUAAUGAUGAUGUUGAUGGUGAUGAAGGAGAAGAAGAUUAUGAAGAAAAAAAUGGUGUUGAUACCGAUGGCAAUCCUUAUUUUAAGUUAACUAUCCGAAAUGCCUACAAAAGUCAUCUGGUGUUUCCGUCGAAUUUUGUGAGGUUGGCUAGAAUAGAAGCUGCAGGAACCAUAACAUUGAAGAAUCUUGACGGGGAAGAGUCGUCAAUGAGUUUGCGGUUGGGGAAAAAUAUUCAAAAAACAUACUAUAUUUCAUUGGGAUGGGCUGGUUUCCGGCGAAGUAAUAAAGUAGCAAUAGGAGAUGAAUGUGUAUUCAAGUACAUCAUAAGUGAAAGCAAGUUUUGUCUAGCAAAAGUUACCAAGAAACAAAAGUCAGCGAGGCAGCCACAACCAUCUGCUAAAUUAAUGAGGACUGAUUAUGUCAAGAGAAAGAGGGGGCGAUCGCUGCAUGAACACGGUCGAGAUAUAAAUGUGGAAAGUGAAGAUGAGUGUAUGGAAGUGAUGAAGAGAUUACGUGGUAAUGAUGAAGAUGACGAACAUGAAGAUAGUGAUGAAGAUGAAGAUGAAGACGGUAAAGGUGAUAAUGAUGAUGUUGAUGGUGAUGAAGGAGAAGAAGAUUAUGAAGAAAAAGAUGGUGUUGAUAUCGAUGGCAAUCCUUAUUUUAAGUUAACUAUCCGAAAUGGCUACAAAAGUCAACUGCGGUUCUCGACGAAUUUUGUGAGGUUGGCUAGAAUUAAAGCUGCAGGAACCAUAACAUUGAAGAAUCUUGACGGGGAAGAGUCGUCAAUGAGUUUGCGGUUGCAGAAAAGUAGUCACCCUACGUACUAUAUAUCAUUGGGGUGGCCUGCUUUCCGGCGAAGUAAUAAAAUAGCAUUAGGAGAUGAAUGUGUAUUCAAGUACAUCACAAGUGAAAGCAAGUUUUGUCUAGCAAAAGUUACUAAGAAAAAAAAAUCAGCAAGACAGCCACAACCAUCUGCUGAAUUAAUGAGGACGGAUUAUGUCAAGAGAAAGUGGGGGCGGUCGCUGCAUGAACAUGGUGGAGAUAUGAUUGUGGAAAGUGAAGAUGAGUGUGUGGAAGUGAUAAAGAGAACAUGUGGUGAAGAUAAUGAUAAGGAUAAUGAUGAAGAUAAUUACAAAAAUAUAUGUAAUGAUAUAAAUGAUGAUGAUGAAAAUAAUGAUAAUGACGGUGAAGAUGAAGAUGACCGCAAUGGCGAUAUUGCUGGUGAUCCUUUCUUUACGCCAAUCAUCUCAAGACAUCGUACUUUGCUGCUUCCGAAGGAAUUUGUGGGGUUGCCUGGAAUACAUGCAGGUGGGACCAUAUUGUUGAAGAAUCUCAAAGGAGAAGAGUGGCAAAUUGGCGUGCUGUUGAAUAAAUCGUAUAAAUCGGAAAGGUACCUUUUGUCGGCAGGAUGGGUUGGAUUCCUGCGAAGUAAUGAUAUAUCAGCUGGUGAAGAAUGCUUACUCAAGUACAUCAGAAAAGAAAAUAAGUUUUGUCUGGCAAAAGUCACCAAGAAACAAAGACCAGCAUGGCAACCACAACCACCGGUUGAAGACAUUGAUGGCAAUCCUUUAUUUAUGCUAAUUAUAUCUGGAGAAAGUACUUUGAGGCUCCCGGAGAAAUUUGUGGAGUUGUCUGGAAUACAUGCAGAUGAGACCAUAAAGUUGAAGAAUAAUAAAGGAGAAGAGUGGCAAAUUGGCGUGCUGUUGGAUACACUGUAUCAUAAAUCCGAAAGAUAUAUUUUCUCAGCAGGAUGGCUUGGUUUCCAGCAAAGUAAUGAUUUAUCGAUUGGUGAUGAAUGCAUUAUCAAGUUUAUCAGAAAAGAAGGGAAGUUUUGUCUAGCAAAAGUAACCAAGAAACAAAAGCAAGCAUGGAGUCCACAGCUAUCCGGACAAAUACUGGCGACCAAAGAUGUCAAGAGAAAGAGGGGCCUGCCGCCACAUGAACAGGGUGGAGAUGUGGAUGUGGAAAGUGAAGAUGACUGUGUGGAACUGGUGAAGAGACCAUGUGGUGAAGAUGAUAAUGAUAAUGAUGAUGAUAAUUAUGAAGAUAAGGAUAAUAAUAUAAACGACGAUGAUAAUCAUAAUCAUAAUGAUGAUGAAGAUGAAGCUGAUGGAGGCAGUGGUGGCGAUAUUGAUGGCGAUCCUUUCUUUGCUUCCAUUAUUUCUAGACUACAUACUUUGCGGCUUCCGGGGGAAUUUGUGGGAUAUCCUGGAAUAAAUGCAGACGGAACCAUAAUGUUAAAGAAUCUAAAAGGAGAAGAGUGGCGAAUUGGCGUGCUGUUGGAUAAAACGUAUCUGAAAUCGGAAAGGUACAUUUUGUCGGCCGGAAUGCUUGAUUUUAUGCAAAAUAAUGAUAUAUUGGUUGGGGAUGAAUGCAUUAUCAAGUUAAUCAAAAAUGAAGGUAAAUUAUGCCUAGCAAAAGUCAGAAAGAAAUAUAGUCCAGCAAGGCAGCCACUGCCAUCAGGUGAAAUACUGGCGACUACUGGAGUUGUGAAGAGAAAUAGGGGGCAGCCGGUGGAAGUGGUAACGAGACUAUGCGGUGAAGAUCACGAUGAAGAAAAUGACUGCAAAAAUGAUGGCCUAGAUAACGGUAUCAAUAAUGGCAAAGAUAAUGAUAAUGAUGGUGAUGAUAACAAGCAUGGUGAUGUGGGUGAUCCUUCUUUUUCAAUGAAUGUAUCUAAAAGGCCUUUUUUGGUAAAGAUUGAAUGAACCUCUUACUGAUACUGCAUUGUGUUGAACUUUAUAUCAAUUUUAUCUGAUUGUUCAAAAAAAAAAAAAAACUCAAUUUUAUCUGAUAUAUGUUUUAAUUUGGGGGACCAUAUGUUGUUUUCUUUUGCAUAAAUUAUUAAUACCUGAUUAUAUUGAUUGAU